This is a messenger RNA of Chaetomium fimeti, 536 nucleotides long. RefSeq lists its product as uncharacterized. Bases 161 to 490 code for a protein of 109 amino acids. The transcript has a single exon. The record is from RefSeq and is a predicted model, not a curated record. NCBI's taxonomy places the organism in Eukaryota, Fungi, Ascomycota, Sordariomycetes, Sordariales, Chaetomiaceae.
CAGGCAUCCGUAAUGCCCUCUAACCCACAGUAACACAGCUCUCGGUCUUCCUUCCAACUGUUGCGUUUAGGGCAUUUCCCAUCCCCUUCAGCCGCCCGUCCUUGCGCAGAUGCGCUGCCCGUGCAAAAGAACAAAUUGAUUCAUCCUCGAUACCUACCUUAUGUUACCAUGCCGGCCCGGGACGAACCAGCGCGCGCUGGACGAUGACGUCCGCAACCUGGCGAAGAGGUUGAAACGUGCUGACCCCCUCGCCUUCGGGCUUCUCAACUGCAAGGGUGCCAUGCGCGUGUUCAAGCAUAGUUCACAAGUGAGCCUCGCUGGCUUCGACCUGGUCUUCAAAGUGCCCGAUGGGACCGACCCGAAGCAGGUCCAAAGCCUGAGGGCCGUGCUACUAUUGCCGCAAAGAGCGCCGUCGCUUUCGUGGAGAGCUCGCGACGUCGGCCAGUUAUGUGCACGCCUUCAAGUCUGUGCACAAGAACAUGAAUCCUAAAUCGGUGCUUCUGUUCAAAGAGGACAUCAGUUAAGUAGGUACCCAG